AUGCCCAACUAUGCAAAGUUUCUCAAGGAUCUCAUCUCAGAUAGGAAAAAGCUUGAAGAAGGCAAAACGGAGGUAAUGUGUGCCGAGGUCUCUGCCAUAAUAAAGAACGAGAUACCCCCUAAGUUGGAAGAUACAUGGAGUUUUCUAAUUUCUUGUUCUUUUGGAAUUAAAUUGUAUAAGGCACUGGCCGAUCUUGGAGCAAACAUUAAUUUAAUGCCUUAUUUGGUCUAUAAGAAAUUGUCCCUAGGUGAAUUGACCCCGACCCGCAUGAGCAUUAGGCUGGCGGAUAGAUCAUUCCAAUAUCCAAUGGGGAUAGCGAAAAAUUUGCAGAUUAAGGUGGGUCAUAUGAUUUUCUUGGUAGAUUUUGUUAUAUUAGAAAUGGAGUUGGACGUAAAUGUACCUCUCAUCCUAGGCCGCCCAUUUCUUAUGAUCGCGGAUGCUAUCAUCCGGGUUAAGGCCAAGGAGAUUUCUCUAGGUGUCGGUGAUGACCGAGUUUUGUUUAACGUUGAUAGGGCUCUUAAACAUCCUUAUUCUUGUGAUGAAUCUUGUUUCAGGCUAGAUGUUGUUGAAGAAGAGGAUGCUUUGGAAAAAGAGGAUAUGGGGGAUGGGCAAGCUUUGUUAGCUUGUAAUGAAGAAGAACGGGAGAUGGUAGAUGAGAUGAUGCAAGAAAUCAUGGCAUUAAGUGUUGAUGAAACUCCCCCGGAAGAUGAAUCUUUUCAAGAGAUCGAGGUUGAUAGAAGCAAAAGGGUGCUCACUUCGGUUGAGUGCGCUCCUACCGAUUUGGAGCUCAAACCACUUCCGAAUCAUUUGGAGUAUGCAUACUUAGAAGGUACUUCUUUUCUCCCUGUUGUCAUUUCAUCUUCCUUAAUGGAGGAUGAAAAAUCUAGGCUUAUUACUGUCUUGAAGGCCCAUAAAAGGGCCUUUCCAUGGAAAGUUUCCGAUAUUCCGGGCAUAAGUCCAGAAUUCUGUAAGCACACAAUAAACUUUGUUGAUAAUGUCAAACCUGUUGUGCAAAGACAACGAAAUUGA
This is a messenger RNA of Erigeron canadensis, 1029 nucleotides long. RefSeq lists its product as uncharacterized. Bases 1 to 1029 code for a protein of 342 amino acids. Lineage: Eukaryota; Viridiplantae; Streptophyta; Magnoliopsida; Asterales; Asteraceae. The transcript has a single exon. The record is from RefSeq and is a predicted model, not a curated record.